UAAUUAAAUUUAAAAUAAUAAAGAAAAACCAUAAUAGUAAAGUAGGAGUUAAACAGUUGGCUAUAAAUACUCCACGAAUAGUUUGAGAUAGUAUCAAAAGCAAUUCGUUUGUAAAAGCUAAAACAACUCAACUCAAAAUGUUCAAAUUCUUGUUUGUACUCAUUGCUGCCUUGUUUGCUGUCAGCAUGGCUUCUCCUUAUCCAGCACCAGCUCCAGCUCCCCGUCCAGUAGCUCGUCCUGAACCAGCUCCUCAAUAUUAUACACCUUAUGCUUACACUGGUGGUUACUACGCUUCUCCCUAUGCUUACUAUGGUUAAGAAAAAUUAAAGCGACCUUCUGCUAACUAAGUGGGCAGAUAUCUAGGGUUUUUAGGGAUUUACUGAUACAACUGGAUGGAUAUGUGACUUGUUAUAUGCUUAUUGGAAAAAAAUAAGUUUUUUUUUCACAUUAACACAUGCAACUUUAAUUUUCUUUUUGUUAAUAGAGUUCAUAUUUUUCUUUCUUUUUUCAUUUCAUUAUUUUUGUUUAAAUAAAAUUUAAUUUACCAAAAGAA
Messenger RNA from Lucilia cuprina (Australian sheep blowfly), 553 nucleotides. RefSeq names its product neuropeptide-like 4. The record is from RefSeq and is a predicted model, not a curated record. NCBI's taxonomy places the organism in Eukaryota, Metazoa, Arthropoda, Insecta, Diptera, Calliphoridae. The coding region runs from base 138 to 317 and encodes 59 amino acids. The transcript is spliced from 2 exons.